Molecule: messenger RNA, 1231 nt
Organism: Cylicocyclus nassatus
Lineage: Eukaryota; Metazoa; Nematoda; Chromadorea; Rhabditida; Strongylidae
Source: the annotation of a GenBank genome assembly
AUGCAAGAGCUAAAAGAUCAGCUGCGUGUGAUGCUAGUGGCUCAUCGAUUUCUAUCGAAGAAGGCUAUCUCCAGUGCUUCACUCAUUCCUGUUUUGCUCAAAGGGCUAUGGCUGGCAGAUCUUGGGACGACAAGUACAUUGAAGCAACUAACAGAUAAGAGUUUCAAUGAUAUUUUUUUAAAUCAAAAUGGUAUAAAAGAUCGCACAAUUUACAAAAAGCUACAGGCAGCUAUGCUGGCCAGUACAGUUCUCGUCGUCGUGUCUCUUCUAAAAGCGAUAAGUGGAAAUACUCUUGGUGCAUAUAAUAAUGGCAGCGAAAUACUGUCUUUCACAGUAUCACCGAAAAUCUGGGAGACACUUGAGAAGAACGUGAACUCAAUCAAGGAUGCUGUAAACAGCGAGUUACAACCAAGAAGCGGCCAAGAGAAACGAGCAAAGUACAAAAUAUGGGACGAGGUCAUCGAAAGAAUUUCGCUUUCGAAAAACAACAGUUUUGUGAAGACUAACAACGGUGUGCGGCUGAUUAUGAGGGCAGUGGUGUUUCAUAUUACAACAAAAGCUAAAGUGGAUAUAGGAAUCCCGAUCGCUGGAAAAUGGAUCCCAGUAACCAGCUGCAGCGGCAGUUUGAGUGCAUUAUCAGAAAGCUCGACGGUUGAGGUCACACUGGAGUGGAAGGAUUACAGAAUUCAGCCUUUAGUCACAGUACAGUUGAAUCCAACUAUCCAAUAUACAAACCGACUAAGUAAAUGCAAGGACUGGAUUCCGAAUAUACAGAAAGCUAUAUCUUCCGCGAUUGCUCAAAGUGUGACUGAUCUACUCAAAGAAGGACUUGCUCCUUUCCACUUCUCCAAGGAUACCUUCACUAACGAAGUCGUAGUGCAGUGGACAGUGCAAAACCCAUACAUGCGCGUUGCUCUGCGGCAGAAGAGUAAGGAACAACUCGUCUCACGGGUACAGCCAUUCAACAACACAUUUUGUAUUGACGCUAAUUUGCGCGAAUUUUUGGCAGCUAUUUUAUAUCCACAGAAGAAACUCACGGCGAAGGAACAAGCACGUUCAACAAGCGAGUUGGACAUCAACUGCGUUGCACCACAAUUUAUGUGUGAUGGACCACUUUGCCAGCUCUGUUCCGACCUGGAAAUUGUUCCAGCAGCAACAAGCAAAGCUGAUAUUUUUCAUAACUGCUUCUCUUUUGGAUGAUUUAAAAGUAAAAUAAAAGUCUGCACUGUUU